GACGCAUCGUAGUUAGGUAUGCUAAGUGAGGACCAUGCCGUCAAGAUGGAAUGUUGGCGAUCCAGCAGCUGGGACGGUCGUUGCGCCUGUAACCCGAACGCGAACAGCGUUGCGGAUCUUGCUUAGGGAUGCAGCGUUUGGAGCGUUGUCCGUCCUUCUUUGGAAUUGGAGAUCGGCGGUGUUGGUGCUGCUCCCGGCAACAUGGGCGCGCUCUGCAGUCCAUUUGGCUGUCUGGGUGCUGCCUCUGGUGUUCUUGGUACGGGUGCUUGAGACAGUGACAAGGUGGUACAACUCGCGGCAUGCCGCAAGAACGCAGGAUAGCGUCACGGGUAUCAAGCGGAAGCUGUACGGACUGCCGCCUCCAGCUCCCCGGCAAGAGCCCCUGCGGCAGCGUAGACCCUUCUCCCUGAACCCUCCGCGUGUGGAGGCAGUAGCAGCCAGCUCCGCCCCCCAGUUGACCCCCAUCACACCGCCUCAGCGCUAUGCCGCACCUUCACCAGGGGUUGGUACCCCUUACAGCUCGGCUUCAGGCGCGUCCAAUCUGGGAGGUGGCUUGCUAGCCGCAACUCCUGCAGACGACCGGACCCUUGCGCGCACGCCGCUCUCAGAGCAAUAUAGGCGCUCGCCUCAGCCGCAUGGAUACUCGCCCGGAGGCGCCGUCGUGGCUAGCCCUGAGCAGCUGUCCUACUACUUUGACAACCUGGGCGGUGCCGGUACGGCAGGCGUAGCAGCCAGCCCGCAGCAACCCGAUGCGAUGGCGGGAAUGUACGGCUACACGGGUGCGGCCUCGCCAGCAUAUGCGGUGGCAGCAGAGCAGGACCAAGGCACCCCUGGGGCGCUGCCAGUGGGCGUUAGCGCGCCGUACUACCGCAUGACAUGGAUGCCCAAGAAGGCUGCGGCCGUGGCGGCUGCCGACACGCCCACCCUCACACCCAGCGCGCCGGAGGAGGUGGAGGACUUUAUCGUUUCCGUGCUGGGCGCGCGUCAGGACUGGCUGGAGGUGUGGACGGAGCGGCUGCGCGAGUGGCUAGCGGGCAAGGUGCUGCAGCCGCUGGUGGCGGCAGCGGCCUCGGCGCACGAGCCUGUAAACACGCUCCUACAUCAGUUCAACCACGCCACGCGCCUACCACCCCUGCCCGACAUCCUAACGGACUCACGCACCGCCGGCGCUGGCGACAUUGACGGCGUGCUGCGGUCCCUGCAGACAACCCUGACGCAGCACGUCCAGGCUCAGCCCAUGGCACCGACCACUGCCAAGGCCCAGGAGCUGCUGGCGGCCGUCAACCGCUACACGGACCUGCUGGCCGUGGUGCGCGGCAAGCGCCCCGCGGACAUCCUGCCGCCCUCCAACAGCGGCUACGUGUGGACGCGGCUGCAGCAGCUGGCGGAGUCCUCCUGCCUCAAGGACUUCACCUGGAACGGCGGUUCGGCGUAUGGCGGCAGGCCGUGGUCGGCCGACCAGCUGCCUACGGACAGCGCUCUGGUGCUGUACCUGUUCGUGGCGUACCUGGAUGCGCCCGGCUGGCAGUUCACGGCGCCGCCGAACUCGCAGGCAGAAGGGACGAUGCAGCCCCUCUACCUUGGAACGCUGCCUGCUGGGACGCGUAGCGCCGGUGCGUGCAGCGCAAUCCUCACCUACCGCCCCGAGCGGCAUGGCCGGGAUAUGGACGCGCUGCUGGCCCUGCAGCUGCAGACCGCCAGCCCGCUGUUCUGCUACCUGGCGGCGGGGCGCCUCAUGGUGCUGGCCAACAACCAGUACGUCGCGGUCUUCCACGCCAUCCUCUUCUUCUUGCAGUAUCACAAGGUGCGGUACGGCGGUGCCAUCGGCAGGCAGAAGAUGGAGGACCCGGACCUGGCGCUUGACGCCGUGGUGCAGCCCCCGUCCGUGGGAGCCCAGGUGUCGCUAGGGCGGAAGAAGGGGCCCCUUGGCUGGUUCGCCUAGAGCGGCAGUUGUCGAUGAGUGGCAGUUGAGCAUGGUUACAUGAGCACGAUAGCGUCUGCAGACGGAGGCCAAAGCAGGUUACAGUGUAAUGUGGACACGCUACCUUGGUACCCCGCCGUUAACCCUUAUCAUUCCCAUGAACCAUUGUAACACAGCUGAUCCUCCAUAAGAGCUCGACACAUUAAAGUUACACACGCGCAUCGUGGCUGAUGCGUCAUCACACAAACGGAUAUGAGGCCGUGGGGUCAGCAGGUCAGCAAGUGUAGCUGGUGCACAUACCCAUACAACUGGCACGUCCGCUGCAGGAAACCCACUUCCCAUCCUAGCC
Messenger RNA from Astrephomene gubernaculifera, 2270 nucleotides. NCBI's taxonomy places the organism in Eukaryota, Viridiplantae, Chlorophyta, Chlorophyceae, Chlamydomonadales, Astrephomenaceae. The record is from the annotation of a GenBank genome assembly.